Oncorhynchus nerka (sockeye salmon) is the source of this 4749-nucleotide messenger RNA. Its product is annotated as protein shisa-6. The transcript has 2 exons. Gene Ontology annotation, cellular component: dendritic spine membrane; postsynaptic density; AMPA glutamate receptor complex. Gene Ontology annotation, biological process: regulation of AMPA receptor activity; regulation of short-term neuronal synaptic plasticity. The record is from RefSeq and is a predicted model, not a curated record. Lineage: Eukaryota; Metazoa; Chordata; Actinopteri; Salmoniformes; Salmonidae. The coding region runs from base 913 to 1695 and encodes 260 amino acids.
CUGCUGUACAUGUGUAUUCCCUUUCUCUUUUACGUAUUGUAUAUGUCGACCUCUUGUUCUGACAGUUGGUGACAGUGACGUCUUGUAUAUUGCUGGGGUCAAGGCGGGGGGUCACUCUUCCUUUUUGUUCAGACUGAAUGAACCAGGGUUGACACACCAAACUCUCACUUACCUUCUCACUCUGCUUUGCUCUCUCUCUCUCUCCAGUAUCUCUCUUUGUUGGGUUAUCUGCAACACACUGUUUGCAAUGGUAGAGUCUCAUUAAGAUCUGUGGUAACGCUUCAGAACCGGACCUUUGUUACACAAAAUACACAUUCUACUCCCAUAUUUUCUUGCUCACACUCACACUUCUGUUCCACAUGGUCCUUGGUGUUGUGUGUCCCUGUCCUCUCUAUCACAGUAGUCACCCAGCCCUAUUUUUAACCUGCCACCGCUGACCAGCACCUCAGAGGACUGGUAACGCCCCACCCUAACGCUGCUAACGCUCCAGCUGCCUGCGCCACGACCACUUGUCCCACAUAACCAUGGCCACAGCAGGCAGGCAGCAUAGCCACCCGCAAUGGUGCCACGCAUACUAGUGACAGCUAGCGUGGCGAGUGCACUUACAGUCGCAACCAAUCCUAGCACACCAGAAUUGCACUCUGAAAAAAAAAAACACAACAAAUCAUGUUAAAUCCCGGUUAGAAGAGUCGAACAUAACAGUCCCCACUUCAUCUAUCCUCACCCACAUACCCCCACCGCACCCACACACCCUCCUCACACCCACACUCUGUAUCCCCCUGUCUCCUCCAGUGAAGACCCCCUGUGUACGCGCCCCUCUCUGUGGCUUCCUCCAGACUGUCGGCUGUCUGAUUGUAGUCUGAUUACACUGCAUCAAUCUCUCCUGUCUCCACUGCAGAGAAGCCCCAGCGCAUGAACAACAUCCUAACCUCGCAGACAGAGCCAUACGACCUGGACAUGUCCUUCUCACGCUCCUUCCAGAACCUCACCCACCUGCCUCCCAACUACGAACUGGCGGCAAUGAGCAAAGCUGACUUAAGUAAAUACUCCUCUCUCCACAAAUUAAGUGAUAAGGACAUAGAUGAGUACUACAUGCGGAAGCGACACCAAGACUUGGCAGGUCGGCAGAUUCUUCAGCCGCCCCACAUGGUGAAGCUGAACACAGAGCCCCACCAGCAGCACCGUCAGCGGCCUCACCGUGUCCAGAGGGCCAUGUCCCAGGACCAUGUGCUGUCCCCAGAGAGGACCCCACGCCAUGGCUACGGCCUCUCAGCCUACAACAUGGGUGUCUCUUCCUACGGCAGCCGCAUUCUCUCAGAGGAGCAGCUGCUCUCCGCAGACCGCCUCCAGUCCCAGGACCCCCUACUCUCGCCGGACAAGAUGCUGUCGCUGCGGCGCUCCAACUUCCGGGAGAAGGCCAUGUCGCGGGCCAUGUCCCAUGUAGACAUCAACUUUGUGCCCACCACACCUGUCAUAGACCGCAGUGAGCGCUACGCUAAGAUGCAAAAGAUGCACUCCCAUCCCACUACCAUCAACGACUCAUACAACACGCUCACCGUCAACCACCCGACCACCAACAAGAGGCAGCAGUUUGCCUCACGACGGACACACACGGUGGACCAUCUACAGUACAUCCCAGGCCACCAGCACAACAACCAGUACCGCACGGCCAGUAAGAACGAGGUAACUGUUUAAAGAGAGGGUGGCUGGCCAAGGAUUCCUGUGUCAACAGACUGUCAACAGAUGAAAACAGCAGAUACUUCCAGAGGUGUGCAACCUCACCUUAGGUCUUCUUUUCAAAGUAGCCAACAACUAACCCUUCUUGCUUUCAGCUCAAGCUCUCAGUUUCAUUCAGAUUUGGAUCAUCACAACUAGAAUCAAGAACCACAAAGACAUCUGUACUUUCUCUAUAGGGCAACAUAAGGGCUUUGCAUGUUGACACAUAAGGAAUGCUUUAUGUGAGGUUAUCCGUAAGAAGACAAUAUUUUUUAAAAAGUGGAAUUGGAAAGGAACUGGAUCAACUUUAUAAAUAUAUACAUAUAUUUACUAUUUGUAUUUUCAGUCCUUGUUAUAGCUUUAGAAAUUCUUAUUGAACUUAACUGGUGUUAGAACUUCAAGAGGUGCCUCUCGAAAUUGUUCCCAUUUCAACGAUGAAGUGGAUUUGUUGGUUAAAAAGCACAAUUAAUGGGUUUCUUUCUCUGUUGAUUUAUUCUUGUUUUUUGGUAACGGCCAGCACAUAUCAGCUUAUUAGUGGCUAUAGUGGCAAUUUCCAUUGCAUAAAUGAUUGUAAAUAGGCUAUAUUAGCAGAAUUAUACACUAAAUGAGAAGAGCUGGACAAGUGGAAUUGUUGAGUUUCUACCCAAGAGUCUACAGUCUUUUCACAAUUAAAGAUCACAAUUUCAGAUUAGUCCAACCCCUCAACAAAUACUUGAUACUAACAAACAUGUACAAUAAUGUGUGUGCGUAUGUGUGUAUAUUUUUGUAACUGUGCUUGUAGGAUGAUUGUGUAUGGCUAGGGUUGAAUCAACCUCAUGCCACUGUUAAUUAGCAGCUUUAGACUGUAGGCACACUACUCCACAGGUGACUAUGUAAACGAAUGCUUCUUUCAAUAGCUUCAUUUUCUGCACUCAUUCCCUCGCUAUAUAAUCCAAGUGGAUGACAUCCAUUUUGUUUUGAGUUAGGAAAAGCUGCUUUCAUUUUGAUAUACAGUAUUGUCGUAUAUUUGACUCCAUUCGUCAGAGUUGAAGAAUAAUAGUUGUUGUUAUGUGUUUACAAUUGUUACAUUGUUGCAGGUGUGUUGACGUACCUGAAACAAUCGACAAAGAGGACAUCAAUAUAAUCACUAGCUAAGCAAGGAUUAAAACUGUGAUUUUUAUGUCCAGAUGUUUUCAUUAAAGCAAUGCCUUAUUGUGUGGAAGCCCCAUACUCAUGUUCUUAAUUGUACAAUCACGCUUGUGUUUUUAUGUCUUGUGUCUAACAUGUUGAUGCAUAACCAACUUUUUAUGUCAUUUUUUUUAUCAUGGAUGAUUUACCAGCACUAUAGAAGCACAGAAGGACAGAAUCAGUUUCGCUAAUAUACCUCAGAAUUUAUAGGGCACACAUUUUACAAGGAUGAAAUUCUUAAAUUAACUAAAUGUUCUUUGAAAAGAAGCAAAGGAAGUGAUUGUUUUAAGCAAAAAAACUUAAGAAACUAGAAUUGAACAAAAUAUUUCAUAUGAUCAAAGAAAAAUGUCUUCCACAUUUUGAAAUUGAUCCAGACUUCCUUGUGGACUCCCACUGUGUCCUCUUAUACCUAUAGAGUAACAGACACAUCAAGUACAUGAUUUGUCGUUGUUUUUACUUUUCAACUUUCUCUUCAGUUAACAAGAAAGUCCAAAUAUUAUCGUAAAAUCCUGGGUCAUGGAAAUGGGUAUAUAGACAUUUACUGUAGAGAUGUUGUUAUAUACAUUUGCUGGUCAUUGACCAUUUCAAACAUUGUCACUGGUGUACUACCUUAAAUGUUAGGAGCUUGCAUAAUAUUGUUACAACUUGUGCAGUGUGUCCAUAUUUAAGACUUGAUUUUGCUUAGAAUGUGUCAUUACAACAGAGGCUAACAUUGCAAUUUUUCUUAGCAAAUGAUAUGCUUAUAUCAUUAUAUGACUAGCUAUACUAUACUGUAUGUUCACAUGCAAUGUAGACACAGUAGAAAUUGAUGCACUUGAAAUAUUAAGAGCAAUUAUUACACUAGUUUCGAACCCCAGUAUCAGCUAAGAUAUUGAGAGGAUGGCAACUAAAAUGUCAUUUCUUUUGAGGUUCAAUUUAAGGCCAGAGUACCAAAAGAAACCGUGAUAGCUCAAUAUGGAGUUUCAUAGUCUUUGUCAAGCUCCAGUGAUAGCUAAAACAACAAAAAAUGGCUAUAAAACUAUGUCAGAGCAACAAAAGAAUUGAGCAACGAAAAAAUUACAUUUGAUGGCCCUGACAUGGUGGGAGCUGCAACACUGUGUUCUACUGAUGUUACACCACCGGAAUCUUACAGACAUGUCUCUAAGCAACCAUCUAUCUGGCUCAAAUACAUCCACCCCAUCGCAGAGCUCCGGUUUCACUUUCUAGUCAGUCAAUCAUCUUGUCCACAAGAAGCUUUUCCCACACACAUGAGGCUAGAGCUCAGUUUUUGCCGUAGGUUCUGAGACUAACGUGCUGCUAAGUUGUUGCGUCCCAUGAUCUAUCUGCUGUAUAAGCACUGUUUACUAUUGUUGCAAAUAUUCCUUGCCAUUUAUUAAGCUUGUAUUUUUAUGUGUCAAUGUGGUAUGAAUGAAAAUUCCUUUGUGUCUUUGUUGCACAAACAAUGGAGGACUCAUUUAAAAAGCUUCAAAGCAAGCAGUAUACGACUGUUCCUGUGCAAAUGUUUUUGUUUACAAAUGAAUUAUUAAAGCACAUCCCAUGUGUAUUGUACAAAACAAUCAUCAGUUUAGUAAAUAUGGAGUCUGGGGGAAUUUUUUCACAUGUUCAUUUAAACAAUAUUCAUGAAUUCGAGUGAAUUGGUAAUAUUGGUAUUAUGUUUUUUUUAUGGCUGAGGUAUAAACAUAUAUUAACUGUUUGUAAAGAAUGACAGAGAACUAUAACCCACAUCUACUGUAUAUAUGGAAUUAUACAACUUGUUUGACAGUCUAAUAAAUGUAUAAACCUAAACAUUUCAACAUCAAAUUAGCAUAUAUACCCCAUAGAUAUAACACUAUGGACCCCCAGGUUAAGUUACACAUCGUUGUUAUC